UCCUUUCCCGCAGUGCAUGCCGGGACGGCGGCGGGCAGGGAGUGUGGUAUUGAUGGCGGGGCCCGGUCGCGGGCGGGCCGCGGCGGCGGCGGUGGCAGCGGUGGCGGCCGCCGUGGCUCUGGCGGUGUCGCUACCGUGGCUGGUGCUCAGGGGCGCGCUGCUGGGCGCGGCGGCGCUGGGCGCGACGCGGCUCUGGGGCGCCAUGCGGACGGCGACCCCCGCGCCGCUCCGCAAGGCCGCGGCCAACGGGGGCCCCGCCGGCCCCGUGCGGGUCCAACGCGGGGAGCCGCGGGCCUCGGGGGCCCUACACCGCCGCUACCCACUGCCGCCAGCCCGAAGCCCCGUGUCACUUAGCCUCCCUGCCACUUGCUGGUCUGGCCGCUCACCCAGCAGCACACCCUGGGCUCGCCGAGCCGCCCCCCUCCGCAGCCCUAUCACCGUCCGGAUUGCCCGACCAGCCGCCAGCCUGACCCGUUCCCCAGCCCUGGAGCAUCUGACCUCACCCUUGGCCUUCCCAGCCACCAGCAGCCCAGAUCCAUGUGCGAAAGAGACUGUGCUGAACGCCAUCAAGGAGAGUAGGAAGAGGGCUGUGGAGCAGGAGGAGGAGGAGGAGGAAGACCGGGCUUUUGAGAACGAUCAGGACAGCAAGAGGAGGCGCCACGACAGCAGUGGAAGCGGGCAGUCAGCCUUUGAGCCACUGGUAGCCAAUGGUGCCCCCGCCUCUCUCAUACCCAAGCCUGGCUCCCUGAAGAGGGGCCUCGUCCCGCACUGCCCAGAUGAGUACUCCAACAAGAGGUCACGCACCUCUUCCGUGAGUUCCCUCAACAACACAUACACUGGUGGGAUCCCCAGCUCCAUCCGCAACGCCAUCGCUAGCUCCUACAGCUCCAGCCGGGGCCUUUCACAGCUGUGGAAGAGAAGUGGUAUGAGCAUUUCCCCACUGUCCAGCCCAGCGUCCUCCCGCCCUCAGACGCCAGAGUGGCCUCUCAAGAAAGCCAGGGAAGAGGAGUUACAUCGCUCCAAUGCUUCCACUCCGGUGAAAUCAGACAAGGAGCUGCAGACAGAGAAAGUGGUGGAGACGCCGGUGCAGAAGAGGCAGAAUUCCCUGAGCCCACCAUCCGCAUCGGGGAGCAGUGGGAAGCGCAAGCGGAAGAUCCAAUUGCUGUCGUCUCGCCGGGGAGACCAGCUGGCGCUGCCCCCGCCGCCUCAGCUGGGCUACUCUGUCACGUCAGAGGACCUGGACGCGGAGAAGAAGGCAGCGUUGCAGUGGUUCAACAAAGUCUUGGAGGAUAAGGCUGCAGAUGUGAUUCCCAGCACCACUGCAGAGACUACGCCCACGCCCAGGCCACUGGCCUUCCCGGUGAUCUCCCCAACACCUUCCUCGACAGCUCCUGCUCCAGCCAGCACCAACUCGCUCCUGGACAGCCUGAAGAAGAUGCAGAGCAGCCAGGCUGCGCCUGCACCCACAGACUCCACUGGAGCUGCGGCAGCAUCUCAGCCACCUUCAUCAGCCCUGCAGCUGCCUGCUCCUGCUGUGUCACUGGAGUCGAGUUCUCUGCCUGCGACUGCUGACGACACCAAGCCUGUGCUGAGCGUGCCCGCCCCUGCUGCCCCCCUUGCCUUGGGGACACAGCCCCCCAGCAGCACGGCACCUCCUGCCUUCACAGAGCUGGGUCAGACCCCCAGCAAGCCUCCCUCCUUCCCAAAGCCGAGCAUCCUCUUCGGGAUGCUGAGCACCCCUCCUGCCAGCCAGCCAGCAGCAACCACGACCACCACGGUGCCCACCACAACUGCUGCUGUGCCCACCACGGCCCCUGUCUUCAAACCCAUCUUUGGCGCUUUGCCAAAAAGCGAGAGCACAGCACCCUGUGCAGCUGUCGUCACUGCCACUGUCACCGUGUCUGCGAGCUCAGGGCCACCCUUGACAUCCUCUUCCACCACUGUGUUCAAGCCCAUAUUUGGCAGUGUCACCACAGCUUCGUCUCCAUCGAAGGCCUCUCCUUUCGCCUUCAAACCAACGCCACAGCCAGCCUCGGUCCCUGAUCUGCCAGCAGCCACCACGACUGCCCUGGCAGGAUUCACAGGUCUCCCUAAUGUCAUCUUCACCACUGCAGCUACAACUGCUGCCACACAGAGUUCCUCCACCGAUGCAACCAUCAAACCUGUCUUCAGCUUUGGACUCAACCCACCCACAUCCUCCAGCCCUGCUGCCAGCCUGGCUGUCACCACUGCCACCUCCACCAGCGCAGCCCAGCCCUUCCUGUUUGGCGGCCCGGCCAGCUCGGCUCCCAGCGCUGAAACCAGCUUUGCCACCCCGGGGCCUGUGUUCCAGUUUGGAAAGACACCUACAGCCACGGUCACUGCCACCACCAGUGUUCCAGGAGGCCCUGCCUUUGGCCAAGCACCUUCAAACUCAACAGCUCCUACCACCACUGUGGGCUUCAACAUAUUUGGGGGCACCACACUGACCUCUUCCACCCCAGCCACUACAGGCCAAGUGACGUUGACGUUUGGCUCCUCCAUCUCAGCAUUCAGCAGUUCCUUCAAUGCGAGCGCAAAGCCACCGCCACCGUAUCCCGGUGCAGCAAGUCAGCCCAGCUUCAACACUGGCGCUGCGGAGAGCCAGCCGUCCACCACCAAGCCCGCUGCUGGCCCUGUCAGCUUUGGCCCCCCGUUCAGUUUUGGAGCUGCCGCUGCACAGCCCACAGUGCAGCCAGCAUUCGGCAGCAGUGCUCAGCCAGCCUUUGGCACAGCCAGCGCCCAGGGCUCCUUCGGCACCAGCAGCACACAGGCGGCAUUUGGGACCACCACCUCUGUCUUCUCCUUUGGGACAGCCACCUCCACCACUGUCAGCUUCGGUUCCACCACCCAAACCACGACCAGCAGCAGCAGCACUGCUGUCUUCGGCACCACCCCUGCUCCUUUCACCUUUGGGGCAGCCGCGCAGCCAGGCCCCUCUGCCAACACCUUUGGGAUCGGCACACCCGCCCUGAGCAGCGGCUCCCCUGCUGUGGCCUUCAACUUCGGCACUGGGCAGAGCGGGGCAGCCCCGGCGGCAGCGCUGUUCGGCUCCUCCCUGACGCAGAGCGCGCUGGGUGUGCAGAACCAGAGUACACCCUUUGCCUUCACCGUGCCCAGCACCCCCGACAGCAAGUCUGUGUUCGGAGGAACUCAUGCGCCCAGCUUUGGGCAGAGCACGCCUGUCCCGGGAGCAGUGGGGAGCAGCAGCGGCAGCCUUUCCUUCGGGACGCCCAGCACUCCUGCCGCAGGCUUCGGAGCAGUUGGCACUUCCUUUGGUUCAUCCACUCCCACCUUUUCCAUUGGGGCAGGAUCCAAGACGGGGAGUCGCCAACGGCUGCAGGCACGGAGGCAGCACCCCCGCAAAAAGUGACCUCCGCUGCGUCAGUCUGCGCUGAGAGCCAACCCCGUGGCCAGGUCACUUGGAGACUGGGUGGGACAAGAUAAACCAAACUCUUCUUACUUGAACAGUUCCCCAGCCAAGGCUGGAUGAGCCUCUGUACAUACCACCACGUUUCCUCCCCCUCUCUAUUUUGCCAUGUUUCAUAACGUGUAAAUCCUUCUCCUUCUGCUUCCCUAGCUGUCCUUGUGCCCUCCUCCUCCCCUGCCCCAUGGCACAGCACUCGGCAGAGCCGCUGUUCCUGCCGGCCGCGCUUCCAGCCUGGUGAGGGAUGCCGUCUUCACCAGGUCCUGUGAUCUUUCCCCGUUGUUUCAUCCCUUGGCCUGGUGAACGCGCUUCCUCUGGAGGGCUUUGCUUUGCUGCUGGCCCUGCAGAACAUGAGCUGGGGCCGGCUGGCAUCAGCCCAGUGUGGGCGUUAGCGUCUCAGUGCAGUGGCUGACCUGUGUGCCAACCCCCCUCACUGGGAAUUCAUCACCCUGGAGCCUCAACUGGAGAUGCAGGGAUGGGGCCUCUCCGGCCCUCACUGCUCCUCCAGCCCCUCUGUGUUGCUUUGUUCGUGCUCCCCUUUACAUGCACUCACUGAAUCGAGUUUGGAGGAAGAACUGAAUGGUGUGCGUGGCGGCAUGUUGGUUAUGCCGGAUUUUGCUGUUUGGAGUUUCUUUUUCCAGGAGCGCCCGUCCCUUUUUGGGGGCUGCGCCCUGGCCAAUUGGGUGUUAAAAGCAGCGUUACUGCGGGGCUGCUCCCGCUGGGGGACUCAUCCCUUUGUCGUCUUGACUUUCAGGCAGGCAGCUGGUGGGGGAUGGGGCCUGGACCCCAGCUGGGAGGCUCCAACCUGGCGGUCUCUCCCCUCCCUCUCUCCUGGUGCCCCUUCCCCACCUGACGGUGCUCUGGAGUGGGGUGCUCUGGAGUGGGAUCGGAGCAAAUGGGUUCCUCCCUCCCCAGAUCCAGUUCCUUCCCCUCUCCCUGGAUCCAAAUCGGGUUGAGCUCAUCUCUGCCCUUUGGGGUUUUACCAGCUCCCAGGAGCUGUGGUGCUGCCUCCCCUCUUCCCACCCAGCCCUCCCCCUGCCUGGAGCUUCCAGAGGGAAGAAAAUUCCCGAGCUGGGGUCCACCAAGAGCUGCCCCCAUGCUGCUGCGGGCAAGGGACGGGCACCCCUGCCUGUGGGCUCCCCACCACUUCCAGGAGUGCUUUGCUGCCGGGUGUUUUUACUCUGGGAGCCGUGUGAGUGUGUGUGUCUGCCGGAGUCGA
Molecule: messenger RNA, 4664 nt
Organism: Cuculus canorus (common cuckoo)
Lineage: Eukaryota; Metazoa; Chordata; Aves; Cuculiformes; Cuculidae
Gene: POM121
Product: POM121 transmembrane nucleoporin
Exons: 13
Coding region: 17-3391 (1124 amino acids)
Biological process (GO): protein import into nucleus; RNA export from nucleus
Cellular component (GO): nuclear pore
Molecular function (GO): structural constituent of nuclear pore
Source: RefSeq, a predicted model, not a curated record